Messenger RNA from Solenopsis invicta (red fire ant), 1940 nucleotides. RefSeq lists its product as uncharacterized. The record is from RefSeq and is a predicted model, not a curated record. The transcript has a single exon. Bases 528 to 1301 code for a protein of 257 amino acids. Lineage: Eukaryota; Metazoa; Arthropoda; Insecta; Hymenoptera; Formicidae.
UCGUCAAUAAUUAUAAGAUAAACGAGAAUAUCAUUGAUAUGUAUGCACAAUAACCCAUAAUAUAUUAAUAACAACCAGAACUUAGAAAAGAAUUUAAGAAUUAAUAGAUUUCUAAAAAUUGAUAAUAGUCCAUCAAUUAUUUUUACAUCCAAUAUUUAAACCACUCAUUUUCUUUUUGACAAACAGCAUGCGUAAUGAUGACGUGGAAAUUGAGAAGUAACUAUGUUUAAUACUGAAAAUAGCUAUUUGUUUCAAGAAUUAGUUAUACUAACAGUAACUUUAGCCAUUAAGUGUCAUUAGUUAUAAACUUCUUUUUCUUCUGUGUUUAAAGAGUGAAUUUUUAGACGGUCGUUAAGAAUCAGUUGACUAAAUCAAUCAAUUUUUUACAAAUUAUAAGUUGUAAUGACGUAUACUUAGAGUAUGAGCAAACACUUCUAUUUUGGUCACGUUCAGUUUUAAAUUCACAGUGGUAUAGAACACACAAGUGUCGAAAGCCUCAAUUGUACAAGUUUGACAGAAACAGUAUCAUGGACUUCCAAAACGUAAAUCUUCUAAAUGUGCGAAUAAAUAUGCUUUCUGGAAAUUUGUUUCCAAUGACAGCAGAUAACUCGCGAUUCUCCAUUGGUUGGAAGAUAUAUAGCGCUAUUACAUGGUUGAUGAUUUUAACCGUAGUCAUUGCGUUUUUCGUGGGGUUUAAUCUGGUAUCCAAGAUGAAAGCUAUAAGCGACGGCAUGAUAGGCACGGUGUUCACCAUAGAAGUGUUCUUCAUGGCUGUGCGUAUUCAUAUAUGCAGAGAUCUGAUUGUACAGUUUAUCCGGAAUAUGAAUGACAUUCUUCGCGUUCAAGACGAGACUAUGAGGUGCGCCGUGAUGACUUCUCUAGAACUAAUGCACUCUCGUUUCCUCAAGUUUUAUUGGUUGUCCGGCAUCACAACUGUCAUAAUUUGGAUCGGCAUGCCGCUAAAAGCGGUCUUCAUAAAGAAUUCCUUCUUCUACGAAGAUUACAGAUUACCAUUUAUCAUCAGCAAACAGCCAUUCUCGAUGGAAAUUUUCCUGACAGGUGGUUUAUUGUUGAUACUCUGCAGCGUGUAUGUUCUUUUAAAAAAGGCCGCUAUUGAUAUCUAUACGUUGAAUUUCGUAAUGUUGAUGACAGCGCAAUAUCGUUAUAUCGCGGUGAAACUUGAAGAACUAUUUCGAGAAAAAAAUUCAUUGAACGAAUAUAAUUUUCAAAUGGGAAGGACAGAUUCAUGGGCAGAAGCAGAGAUGAAAGCGAUAUGUAAGCAUCAUCACACCGUCGUUUAGUAAGUAAUCGGCCAAUAUGUAUUAAAUUUAUUCGUUGAUGAAAUUAUUAUGAAUUAUUUUUUUAACUCACUCAAUUAUAAUUACCAUUCUGCAGUUAAAAUUUUUUGCGAUAUUUAUUUUGAUACAUAUAUAAGUCAUAAUAUGCAUUACUUUCAGCAUGUCAUCUAUGCUGAAGAAAAUACUAGGCCCAAACUUUUGUUUAAUUUAUUUGACUAGCAUCCUACGAUUUUCUUUUGUCGGAGUCAUGAUAAGUAAUACGGUGAGUAAUAUCUACUAAUAUUAAUUGUUUUAGAUUUUUUUCUAAUAAUUUAAAAUGUAUAAGUGUCAAUGAUGUAUAAUAUAAACUAUUAUUAACCGGAAAUAAUAUUUUGCAACUAGAAUACAUUUCUUUACAUGUUUACUUUAAUAAAUUACUUGAUUUGCAAAAUUUGUAAAUAUUAGUAACUACGUUUUUUAUUAGUAACUACGAUCUAAAAAUAAUAUUGAAAAAUUGCAAACAAUUAAGAGAGAAAUUUUGAAUUUAGUUAAAUAGUACUUAUUUGUACUUAUUUGUACAAAUUACAAUAUGUAAGAGUAAAAAAAUAUAUUUUUUCCUUUUUUUUUAUAAUUCUUCAGACGCUGUUGACAACUGUUGUUGAA